Emiliania huxleyi CCMP1516 is the source of this 621-nucleotide messenger RNA. RefSeq lists its product as hypothetical. Bases 1 to 621 code for a protein of 206 amino acids. NCBI's taxonomy places the organism in Eukaryota, Haptophyta, Isochrysidales, Noelaerhabdaceae. The record is from RefSeq and is a predicted model, not a curated record. The transcript is spliced from 4 exons. Gene Ontology annotation, molecular function: ATP hydrolysis activity; ATP binding.
AUGCCAGCUGAAACCGUCAACAACGAGUACGUGUACGUCUACACUCUCGACUCCACCGCCGCCAGCCUCAUCGCCAUCAGCUUUGCGCUCUUCAUCGUUCUGCCCAUCGCUACGUGGGCCUGGGGCGCGAAGCGCCGCACCCCGCCGCCCGCCCUCGUCUCCUUCCGCGACGUGCACUACUCGGUGACGCUGCCGGGCCGCGAGAGGCAGGAGCUGCACGUGCUCAAGGGCGUGAGCGGGGUGCUGCGGCCGGGGACGCUGACCGCCAUCAUGGGGCCGUCGGGCUGCGGCAAGUCGACCCUCCUCGACGUCCUCGCCGACACCAAGCGCGUCGGCGUCAUCGAGGGGGACACCUCGCCGGGCUGCUUGCCCGGCGGAAUGGUGACCUCGAUCCGGUCCCCGCUGGGCGGCCGGACAAAGAUGGUGUGCGCCGAGGAGGCGGUCUUCUCCGGCAUCGCAAAGGCGCCCGAGGUCGGCGGCGAGGCCGCCACCGCGGAGAUCGCGAACUUUCGUCUCGAGCUCGUUGAUCUUGAGCUGCUUCCAGUCGAGCUUUUGCUGCAGGUUCCGAUUCUCAAGCUGCAGAGCCUGCAGGUCGCUGGAGGCUGCCAUGCUGGUCGCUAA